GUAACGGGCAACGGAGGAACAGAGGCAGUCAGGGGGAAUUCGACGCGUCUAUGCAUCUGUGGAGGCCACCAGCUGCAGCCUAUUUUCCCGGAGCCAGGCCGCGAGGGAUGCAAGUGCCGGCUUUUCCUAGUCGGCGCGCUCCCACGGCACCGGCGGCUGCGGACGGCGGCUGCGUGUCCCUUGCUCGUGCUGGCCGCGUGCGCGCUGGCCGUGCGACAGGCGGCGUGCCAACCGAGCCGCUCCAUGGGGCCCAAGCUGGUCGACCUGUCAUACGUGUUCGACAAGAACACCGUCUACCCGUCCCCGGCGGCAAACUUCUCGCUGGACGUCCGCUACCGAAAGACCAAGCACGGAGUCCGGUACCAGGAGGAAAACCUGUGCUCAUCGACGCAAGGUGGCACGCACGUGAUCGCGCCCCGGCAUCUGCUCAAGGGCCGCUGGUCCGUGACCGACCUGCCGCUCAACCGGCUCGUGGUGCCCGGCGCGGUCAUCGACAUCGCCAUUCACGUUUUGCGCAGCCGCGAUUACCGGCUGCGCAUCACGGACGUCAUGCGCUGGGAGGACAUCCACGGACGGCUUCCUCAGGGAUGCGUGCUCUUCGUGCGCACGGGCUGGUCCCGGUACUGGCCCUCCUGGUACAAGUACCACGGACACCCGGCGGCGGCUGGCAACGGGACGUUGUCCUACCUGCCGUUCGACACGAGGCCGCACCACCCGGGCGUCCACCCGGACACGGCCACGUGGCUAGUGUCCAAGCGGAAAGUGUACGGCGUGGGCAUCGACGCCCCGUCCCUGGACUACGGGCCCUCCAAGGAUCUCGGAGCGCAGCACGUCUUGCUCGCGGCCAACGUCUACGGGCUCGUGAAUGUGGCCAACCUCCAGGAACUGCCGUCCGUCGGAUCGACGCUGUUCGUCUUUCCCAUGAAGAUACGAGGAGCUGGAGCCGCUCCCGUUCGAAUAUUAGCUGUGGUACCUUGAAUCAUAAGCGGGUGUGUGACACUCCUUUCAGCCAGUUGCGGCGCUAAAAUGCGCUUGAGGCCAAAACGGAGUGGCAAGCCUGGAGUGAAGGCCUGCCACGAUUGCCCGCGUUUUCCAGAAUCGCUGUGGUCGCGUCCGCACGCCGUUGCAAGCUUUCCAUUCGCAACACUCAGCGAAGCCUUCAAAUGGAGGACAUAGAAUAUGGUCGCGUUUUCAUAAUAAGACUGGCACCUGCUAUAGGCACAUGAGACAACUAGCCCCAAUUGCACCAUUGUGGACUUGUUGCUACGGAACUGUUCUGCAUGAGUCAAACCACCCAGCACUGGCUCGCAGCUUUGAGCUAGGCGUUGUGGACCAACCGACAUAGCGUUGCCUUAUAUAAAGCUGGAAUUUAAAAAAAAAACUUAAAGGUUACCAGAUGGGCAUUUUCUCAAAAGCCCAUUGUUUUCGGCAGGUUAUAUAUCUUUUCUUCGGUAUUUUUGUUUUAAGGCGUGGAAAUAUUUCAGUAACACUGCACGUAUUGUGCUCCGAAAGAAAGAAACGAUCUGCGCAGGUGUUUUAUGGUGUCUGUCUAAAACGAAGGUGACGCUCUAAACGAUUAUUCUGGCGACCAAACUUUUAAUGCUACACUAUGAUCCGCUAAAAGAAAGUAGCUUGGCUCGCUCAUUACAUUUUGGCGCAACGCCUUCGAAUUCCCUUUCGUCCUCAGUUGUGACUUGUUCUUACUUCUGAAUAUACUGCAAUGUUUGCAUUCGAUGAAGUCACAUAAAGUGAGAAGCUUCAUACCAUUAACUAGGCUUUCUAUUGGCCUGCGAUUUGCCAUAGCUCUGACCACGUGGCAAGUUACAUCGCUUGUACUAUAUACCAUGCAUUUUCCUGGAAAGUAUGGUCACCACUUACGGUGCCGAGGUUCGAUGUUCAUGCGACGAAAACGACAUCAUCGGAUGCCUUUCAAGUGUAUGCGUUUUUAGUAGUGCAUGCCACCUAAUUCAAAGGACAGCACAGAAGCCUCACGCAUCUAAUGACAACCAUAUUGAACAUAUUUCGAAUUAUGUUUUGUCCGAAGUCAUGUUAUUUCGCUAUUUAUUUUACUCAAAAGCACAAGCAGUUCAUUUCAAGAGACUACUUCACCGGAAAUUUCUCGCCCAACAUUACAAUGAAAAUCUCGCUAUCAGGCAUGUGCUUUCAGGUGUAGCCCACGUAAAAUACUGCAAAUGUGAUCGUUUUAACCACCAAAAACAAGACCGCAUAUCUAUUCACAUACAUUAUUUUUAAUCUCACGCAAUUUGCUUUUUUUUUCUUCUCAGGAAUUUAUCACGAGUUUGGUGCCGAGGUAUAGCGACCACAGUAGUUAAGCUGAAAAUAGUGCAAUAACUUCCCGAUGACGUAUGCCACUCUACACUCGCACAGUAAACGAUCUUAACAUUUAAAAGGACUUCCUGUGGGCCAAGUUGCUACAUACUUGACAUUACAAGAAAGCACGAAAACACAGAUACAUGACAAAAAAGAAUGAAAAGGGUGGACAAGCGAUAAGCGUUGGUUUGUUUCUUUGUUUUCGUGAUGUGGUGCGUGUUUUCGCACUUUCUAACUAUGUCUUCUACUAUUACAGUUACUGUGUGCGAUGUUGCUGGUAAUGUCACGCACAGUGGUCUAUACGUGACUGCACAUGUGUUCACGUCCUAAAUGCAGCAUCAGGUUAUUUGCGAAGCAAACACAAUUCAACUGUUCUGUGCUUCGGUUGUUUGUAAAUAAAGGCCAAUUCU
Molecule: messenger RNA, 2741 nt
Organism: Dermacentor albipictus
Lineage: Eukaryota; Metazoa; Arthropoda; Arachnida; Ixodida; Ixodidae
Source: RefSeq, a predicted model, not a curated record